Penicillium odoratum is the source of this 744-nucleotide messenger RNA. RefSeq names its product dienelactone hydrolase family protein. The record is from RefSeq and is a predicted model, not a curated record. The transcript is spliced from 6 exons. Bases 1 to 744 code for a protein of 247 amino acids. Gene Ontology annotation, molecular function: hydrolase activity. NCBI's taxonomy places the organism in Eukaryota, Fungi, Ascomycota, Eurotiomycetes, Eurotiales, Aspergillaceae.
AUGUCCUGUGAAGCUUGUCGCACUAUCCCUCCUGUGAUCUCGCAAGAUUACACACCCCAGGGCGAAUAUGAAACUCUUGCUGGCCUGAAAACUUACAUAACGGGAAAUGCGAGUUCCACCAUCGGCCUGGUUGAUAUCUACGAUAUUUUUGGUCUCUCCAACCAAACUCUGCAAGGUGCAGACCUCCUUGCUCAGCGAUUGAAUGCGCUGGUGCUGGUCCCGGAUUUCUUCGAAGGCGAUGCCUUAUCACACGAUACAGUGCCUGUAGAUACCGAGCAGAAGCAGAAGAUCAUUGGCGACUUCCUGGCCUCCAAGGCCGAUAUCCCUCGAAGUGUCAGUGUCCUGGUCGGCGCUGUCGAACAAUACAGAACCAAAUUUCCAUUGGUUACGAAGUGGGGUGCAUUUGGGCUAUGCUGGGGUGGAAAGGUAACUGCUCUUGCCUCUGGGGCCGAGACACCAUUCGCCGCGACCGGCCAAGUUCACCCUGGCGCCAUGCAUCCAGCUGAUGCGAAGGCGAUAUCUAUUCCUCAUAUUGUGUUGGCAUCCAAAGAUGAGCCAGCUGACGUGGUUGAAGAAUACGCUAAUGUGAUUGCAAAUGGGAAGGGGGGUCUGGUGGAGACUUAUCCAAGCAUGUGGCAUGGAUGGAUGGGUGCUCGGGCCAACCUCGAACAGGAGGACAGUCGAGAGGAGUACGCUCGUGGAUACAACCAGCUGGGUGACUUUUUCGAGAAGAAUCUUUCUUAG